CAUUUUUAAAACACUGGACCAUUUUUUUAAUUUUGCCCUUUAAUGUGACAUCAAUUUAUUAGUAAAAAUGCAGAAAAUCAUUGAUAUUUUCCCGACAAAAAAAUAGUCUUUGUUUGGUAAAGAAAAGUGUAAAAGCUUCAACAGAGUGUGUUCUAUCACCCUUCUUCGUCCUUCUCGGUUUCCCCCCGUCUCCGAACUAUGGCAGAUCCUCCGACGAGUGAUGAAGGAAGUUCCGAUCUUCACCUCGCAAAUAAUGAACUGAAAACCCCCACUUCAGUAGAUGCCCUUGUGACUAUCGCUCAACUGCCACCAUCUAUAGGCUUUCCGUUUGCUCCUGUUACACCUUUAACUAAAUUAUCGGGUAAACGAAAGAGGUUGAAGACCUCGAGAUACGAUUUUCCUUCAAACAAUGCAGAGAAGAAACGUUCAUCUUCAAAACAUAAGGCGAAACAUGAUCCAUCGGACCCUCCAGCUCAAAUCUCACCAACUAUGAUUCGAGCAGGGGAGCUUCAAUCAAGCCUCGGAUCUGAUCAUCCUACCUUUAAAAAAAUCAUGCUCAAAUCACAUGUUGUUAGUUGUUUUUGGAUGGGUCUUCCAGUGCCUUUUUGCAGAUCAUUUCUACCAAAACAAGAAACUUUAAUGGUGAUUGAAGAUGAAAAUGGACAACAAUAUAAGCUUAAAUAUAUAGCUCAUAAGACUGGACUUAGUGCAGGAUGGAGGAACUUUGCAAUUAUACAUAAGUUGCUUGAAGGAGAUGUUUUGGUUUUCCAGUUAGUUGAAUCCAACAAAUUUAAGGUUUAUAUUGUAAGGGCGAAUGAAUCGAAACAAGUUGAUGGUUCUCGUAACCUUUUAAACCACAAUACAAAUAAAAAUCACAAGAUUCAAGCAAAAAUGGUCUACAAAAGAUCUGAACCCCCUACGCAGACUUUUGAGUUGAAUGUCAACUCGGAAGUUGAAGGGGGUCCAUAUCAACCAGAUCUUCUGUCAAAAAAAGUCAAAUCAAGAUUGGUCUACAAAAGAUCUGAACCCCCUACACAGUCUUCUGAGUUGAAUGUCAACUCAGAUUCUAAAGGGGGUCCACAUCAACCAGAUCUUCCAUCAAAGAAAGUCAAAUCAAGAUUGGUCUACAAAAGAUCUGAACUCCCUACACAGUCUUCUGAGUUGAAUGUCAACUCAGAUUCUGAAGGGGGUCCACAUCAACCAUAUCUUCCAGUACAGAAAGUCAAAUCAAAACUGGUCUACAAAAGAUCUGAACCCCCUACACACCUUUUUGAGUUGACAUCUCAUGUCAACUCAGAAGCUAAAGGGGGUCCACAUCAACAAGCUCUUUCAUCAAAAAAAGUCAAAACCUUCAAAGACUUUCGCAUUACGGUCAACAAACAAUGCAUUGACUCAGAACUCUCAGAAGAAAUCCGAAUAAAUUACUAUAAAUUAUGUAACGCGAAAAAAGAACUGCUUCACGAUAACCUUCCGGAAGGUUUGUAUUAUAAGUUGGUGGCGGGGAUGAUUGGUGAAACCGUAAAUAUCGCGAACGCGAUCAAGAACUGCAAGCCCACGACAACUAAGGAGGAAUUCGAUGCGUGGGAUAGUUCCUUGAAGUCUUUUGAACUUAUGGGAAUGAAAGUAGGGUUUUUACGCGAUAGGAUUCGUAUGCUUGAAAAAGCCGUGUUUGAUUCCGAAAAUGUGAAAAAAUACAUGGAGGCUAUUGAGGAACGAAACCGAAAUGGAAUCACAAUGAAGAUUUUGGAGGCGAAAAUUGCGGAUUUGAAAGAAAGUAAUAGGAAGAUUGAUGCUAUUUUAGGUAGUUUGAAAGAGAAAGUGGAGGGGAAUGAGGUUGUGUUUCAAGAAAAGGUUAAUGAACCAUGGUAG
Messenger RNA from Lactuca saligna, 1869 nucleotides. Lineage: Eukaryota; Viridiplantae; Streptophyta; Magnoliopsida; Asterales; Asteraceae. The record is from the annotation of a GenBank genome assembly.